Rhizopus microsporus ATCC 52813 is the source of this 1389-nucleotide messenger RNA. RefSeq names its product DEAD-domain-containing protein. Gene Ontology annotation, molecular function: RNA helicase activity; RNA binding; ATP binding. NCBI's taxonomy places the organism in Eukaryota, Fungi, Mucoromycota, Mucoromycetes, Mucorales, Rhizopodaceae. The annotation marks the transcript as partial. The transcript has 7 exons. Gene Ontology annotation, cellular component: nucleus. The record is from RefSeq and is a predicted model, not a curated record.
UGGGCAUCUUCAAGAAGAUGGUUCGAAUGGAAGGAUGAAUACGAACAACAAGUCUUUGUACCUAGAGAUGAAGUACUCGGAAUGGAAUUAUUUGGUGUAGAAAACCAUGUACAUGCAGGUAUCAACUUUGCCAAGUAUGAAACAAUUCCUGUUCGAGUCAUUGGUGAAAAUCCAACAUCAAGCUUUGAGAAUGUACGAAGCCUUGGUGAUGCCAACCUUCACCCUUGUAUGAAAGAAAAUAUUCGUUUGGCAAGAUAUGCAGUUCCUACGCCUAGACAUAGUAUAUCCAUUGUUACUGCUGGAUGCGAUCUUAUGGCCUGUGCUCAGACAGGUUCAGGAAAAACAGCUGCAUCCUUGAUACCAACCUGUUCUGCUCUUUUCUAUCAAGCAAAAAGUUUGAUCGCUCGCCCUAAUCCCUCCAACAACCACCGUUUCGCUGCCCGACCUCCUGUCCUGGUCAUGGCUCCUACACGUGAACCUUGCUCACAAAUAUUUGAUGAAAGUCGACGAUUCUGCUAUCGCAGCAUGCUCAGACCUUGCUGUAUUUAUGGUGGAGCUGGUGUUAACGGACAGCUGAAUCAUCUUAUGCGAGGUUGUGAUGUCUUGAUUGCUAUUCUAGGUCGUUUACUGGAAUUUGUCGAUCGAAGUAAAAUUGACUUAUCCAAUGUCCGCUAUUUGGUCCUGGAUGAAGCAGAUCGCAUGCUAGAUAUGGGCUUCGAAAGGGACAUGCGUACUAUCAUCGAAUCUAAGGGUAUAAAUAGAUGCACCUUACUGUACAGUGCAACCUUUCCUAGAGCUAUACGAAUGCUUGCUAGAGACUUUUUAAAACAGGACUAUUUGCUUUUAAAAGUUGGUCAUAAAAACAGACUAAUAACGAAAUUUUAUAAAGGUUCUUUGGGUAGAAGUGCCCGAGAAGCAACAAAAUUAAAAGAACUACUCACUUCUACUCCUCCUUGUCGCACGCUUAUAUUUGUAGAAACCAAGAGGAAGGCAGAUACCCUCGACCAGUAUCUGUAUCAAAACAGGUUCCCUUACACCUCUAUCCAUGGUGAUAGAAACCAAAGCGAACGAGGGGAUGCCCUUUUGGCAUGCAAAAGUGGGAAUUGUCUCAUAUUAAUAGCCACCUUUGUUGCCUCUCGUGGCAUCGACAUUAAAAAUGUCAUGCACGUAAUUAAUUACGACAUGACUCCCAAUAUUGAUGAAUAUAUUCAUCGUAUUGGUCUUACUGCUCGUGUUGGCAAUGCUGAUCUUGCGACCUCAUUUUUUAAUGGUGCAAGUACUGCGGUUGCCAAGAAUUUGACCAAAGUGCUUGUCGAGUGUGGCCAAGAAUUGCCAAAUUUCUUGCAGCCUUAUAGAACGAAUGAUUUGCAAUCAGUAGAUGAUAAUUAA